Molecule: messenger RNA, 1002 nt
Organism: Octopus sinensis (East Asian common octopus)
Lineage: Eukaryota; Metazoa; Mollusca; Cephalopoda; Octopoda; Octopodidae
Product: insulin-like growth factor-binding protein complex acid labile subunit
Exons: 12
Coding region: 143-964 (273 amino acids)
Cellular component (GO): plasma membrane
Molecular function (GO): protein binding
Source: RefSeq, a predicted model, not a curated record
UAUUUUUCUUCCUUUCAUUCUGAAGCCACAGUGUUUCAUGUAGUAUCACAAAUAUUUUCCAUCUAAUCUUUUUUUACUCGUUCUUUACUUCAACAGGAAUCUUGGCGCCAACAACAUUUCAACCAUCAAACAUGGUAUAUUCAUGGGGUUUAAGAAUUUAAAGACAUUGUAUCUUGGCGCCAACAACAUUUCAACCAUCAAACAUGGUAUAUUCAUGGGGCUUAAGAAUUUAAAGUCAUUAGAUCUGCAAAGUAACAACAUUGCAACAAUCAAAGAAGGGACCUUCACGAAGCUUUCGAAUUUAACAACAUUAUAUCUUCAGAACAAUAAAAUUUCGAGGAUUGAGAAAGUUAUGUUUCAAGACCUUCACAGCUUACAAUAUCUGUAUCUUGGCGCCAACAACAUUUCAACCAUCAAACAUGGUAUAUUCAUGGGGCUUAAGAAUUUAAAGACAUUGAAUCUUGGCGCCAACAGCAUUUCAACCAUCAAACAUGGUAUAUUCAUGGGGCUUAAGAAUUUAAAGACAAUGUAUCUUCAGGACAAUAAAAUUUCGAGGAUUGAGGAAGUUGUGUUUCAAGACCUUCGCAGCUUACAAGAUCUGUAUCUUGGCGCCAACAACAUUUCAACCAUCAAACAUGGUGUAUUCAUGGGGCUUAAGAAUUUAAAGUCAUUAGAUCUUAACGGCAACAAUAUUUCAACCAUGAAACAAGGAAUAUUCAACGGGCUUUCGAAUUUGACGACAUUAGAUCUUGGCCACAACAACAUUGCAACCAUCAAAGAAGGGACCUUCACGAAGCUUUCGAAUUUAACAACAUUGUAUCUUCAGGAGAAUAAAAUUUCGAGUAUUGAAGAAGAAAUGUUUCAAGACCUUCACAGCUUACAAUAUCUAAAUCUUGACGGCAACAAAAUUUCAACCAUGAAACAAGGUAUAUUCAACGGGCUUUCGAAGUUGACGACAAUGUAAGUUCGUUCAGUUUCUUGAUAAUAAUUUCUGAAAGUAAU